This is a messenger RNA of Cricetulus griseus (Chinese hamster), 412 nucleotides long. The record is from RefSeq and is a predicted model, not a curated record. Lineage: Eukaryota; Metazoa; Chordata; Mammalia; Rodentia; Cricetidae.
CUCUUUUUCUCUCCCCAUUUAGCGGCCUAAACUUGGCACCAGUGGCAAGACUGAGAACUACCUGGGAAAAACUUCCCAAUAAAUAUGAAAAGCUAUUCCAGGACCUACAAGACCUAUUUGAUCCUUCCAGAAACAUGGCAAAAUACCGAAACGUCCUGAGUGGCCAGAACUUACAACCUCCUGUAAUCCCCCUCUUCCCCGUCAUCAAGAAGGACCUCACAUUCCUCCAUGAAGGAAAUGACUCUAAAGUAGACGGAUUGGUCAACUUUGAGAAACUAAGGAUGAUUGCAAAAGAAAUCCGUCAUGUAGGCCGAAUGGCCUCAGUCAACAUGGACCCUGCCCUUAUGUUCAGGACUCGGAAGAAGAAGUGGCGGAGUUUGGGGUAAGUGGCAGAGCAUUUGCACACUUGGUU